Messenger RNA from Staurois parvus, 311 nucleotides. The record is from the annotation of a GenBank genome assembly. Lineage: Eukaryota; Metazoa; Chordata; Amphibia; Anura; Ranidae.
CCAGGACCCUGCAUUCACUAUAUCUGGUCUCCCACAGUACACAGAACAUGGAAAUGCAAUUAUUUUAGCAAAUAUAAACUUCUAAAUAACUUUUCUCAUCAGCAGUUAGAGCAGUCUUGUGACAUCUAUUGGUGUCCAGCAGAGCACUGGUUAAAGCUUGUAGGAGGAGUUUUCAUUCUCCCUUGAUUGUCCAAUGAGGCUGCAGGACCCCGACCUUCUAUCUGGACAGUGCUGAUUAGCCCUGUGCAGAUCACAUUCACUCUCCCAAAACUAAAAAAAAACUCUUUAGCAAUACACACCAAACUGGGCAU